UCAAAUAAAACGUAGAUUUGUGGUGAGUCGCUUGCCAGUUGCUUAGUUUACUGUCUUGUUUUGUUUGACUGUCAGGGGUAGGAUAACUGAUUGUUGUGAUAUAGUUGAAUGACUUGUGUUAUCUGAAAAUACAAAGUAAUUAGGAUUUUGAUUUGCUAUUAAAUGCCGCCUGCGAAGCUCACAUCAGCAGGUAAGGGACAGCAGCGUUGGAAACAGACAUGACUGCAGUGGAGAGUCCACACAUGGCUAACGACAAAAUGAAAACGAAGGUUCGACUAAGGAAGAAAAUGAAAACGGGACUAAUGAGAGCAGUGAGAAGACUGUGAGUAGUGCCGGAGACCCUGAAAACCAAACUCUGUCCAAACGACAAAGGAAGAAACUUCUGAAGCAGCAGAAGUGGGAGGAAGACAGGGAGCAACGAAAGCAGAAACGAAAGGAGAGGAAGCAACAGCGUCGGCUGCAGAGGCAGGAAGAAGCAGGAGGAGAUGUUCAGAGUGCCAGAAAACGUCCUCACAGGGAGGCAAUGCCCAGCUCUCUGAGGCUGGUAGUGGACUGCAGCUUCGACAGCUUCAUGCUCAUCAAGGAUGUCCGGAAGCUUCACAAACAGAUCCAGCGGUGCUAUGCAGAAAACAGACGAGCCUUGCAUCCCGUGCAGUUUUACCUAACAAGCCUGGGAGGACAGCUGAAACAGAGCAUGGAUGAAAAGGACAAAGGAUGGGUGAACUGGAAAGACAUAAAUAUUAAAACGGAGCAUUACACUGAAGUUGUGGCCCGAGAGGACCUGGUGUACCUGACCUCAGACUCUCCAAAUGUGCUGAAAGAGCUGGAUCCAAAGAAGGCGUACGUGAUAGGAGGCCUGGUGGAUCACAACCACUGCAAGGGAAUUACCUUUGAAAGGGCAAAGGAGCUAGGGAUCAAGCACGCCCAGCUUCCUCUGAGCAGCUUUGUCAAAAUGAACAGUCGGAAGGUCCUGGCUGUCAACCACGUGUUUGAGAUCAUCCUGGCAUAUCUGGAGAAAGGCAGCUGGCAAGAGGCCUUCUUCACCAUUCUGCCUCAGAGGAAAGGAGUGGUGGCAGUCAACCGGGAUGCCACAGAUCCUCAGGAAAAAGAGGAUGAAAUGGAUUCAGAUUCUUGCUCUGACCCAGAAACAACAGAUCAAACAGAGGAAAGAGCUUAACAUGAGCCACAAAUGAACACAUAUGAACAUAUUGUUUAAGACUGAUAUGAUGGGAAUGAAGGAUGGGAAAAUUUAAAAGGUUUAGAGAAUGAAAUUUCUGUUUCUUGACAUCUUUUUGCUUUUAAGUAUCGAAAGGAUUUCAGUUUAACACAGUUUAAUAACUGUAUUUAAUAACAUUUAACAGCUCAGAUAUUGGUUUUUGGGCACAUUAAAUAGUUGUUGCAGCUAAAUUUGUUUCUUUGUUUGGAGCUAAAGCUGUCAGACCUCUGCCAAACUGACCAAUUAAAUACAAAUGGUAUAAAGGCAACACUUUGACUAUGUUUGUGUCUCAAACAGGGUGCAACUUUUGAGAGUGUAAGCAACAUAUUUCUUAACAAUCCUCAGACUUACUUCAGAUCAUGCAGAACACUUCCUGUAUUUGCCAUGGCUGUUUAAACAAGUUGAGUCACAUAAAGAGGCGGUCACGUGAUUUCAGUAAAAGGGGCCUUGUUUCUGUUUGGUCACAUGAUAUUCUGAAAAACGGUAAAAAAACGGCCUCAUCACAGGCUUCAUUUGGAAACAUGGAAACACCCCCUUUGCUUGACACAGGCCUUGGGACUUUAGUAUAAGAUGUAACAUCAGUACCCCAGGGUUUAUAAUGACUGACUCCAGUACUGCCUUGGCUCGUGAUUUUGUGUUGUAA
Archocentrus centrarchus (flier cichlid) is the source of this 1859-nucleotide messenger RNA. It is a transcript of the gene trmt10a, whose product is annotated as tRNA methyltransferase 10A. Gene Ontology annotation, molecular function: tRNA binding. Gene Ontology annotation, biological process: tRNA N1-guanine methylation. Bases 524 to 1177 code for a protein of 217 amino acids. The transcript is spliced from 7 exons. NCBI's taxonomy places the organism in Eukaryota, Metazoa, Chordata, Actinopteri, Cichliformes, Cichlidae. Gene Ontology annotation, cellular component: nucleoplasm; nucleus; cytosol. The record is from RefSeq and is a predicted model, not a curated record.